AUGCAUCUACGAGCCCUCUGUUCCAUCUCGCUGCUUGCUGCUAGCGCAGCAGCGUACGAUAAUCUCCUGCGCUUCAAUAUCUCCCCUGAGGUCGAAACAAGGUCUAUCGACCAGAUCUACAAGGCUGCAUUGAAGGAAGGCGGUGUUGUUACUGCCUGGAUGGGCGGAGAUGAAAAGAACCAACAAGAUGCUGUCAAGGCCGCUUUCGAAAAGGCGUUCCCCGGAAUGAAGCUCAACCUCACCGUCGACCUUUCCAAGUACCACGACGGGAAUAUCGAUGAGCAACUCGCCAAUGGCAAGGUAUACGUUGAUACCUUGGGUCUGCAGACGCUCCAGGAUUUUCCCAGGUGGAAGGAGGAGGGCGCGUUACUGAACUAUGCCCCUCUUGGCUUUGACAAGAUUUUCCCUGAUUUCCGAGAUACCGAUGCUGCUUACUACGGGUUCCUUGGUUUGGGCUGGCAGCUCAUCUGGAAUACCGACAAGUUGAAAGGAAAGGCGCCUCAGGAGUAUCCGGACUUCUUGCGCCCAGAAUUCAAGGAGAAGUUGGUCUUGACGUAUCCCAACGACGAUGAUGCUAUUCUGUUUGCCUUUGAGCUGAUCCUGAAGCAAUACGGCACCUCCUGGUUCAACAAACUUCUACAGCAGAAGCCACGAUGGGUUCGCGGUUCGGCCACAGGCCCAGACCUUGUGGCUGAUCCCAACACAACCUACGUCGCAACUUUCACCUCUGGUCUUGGUCUCUCAAAGCCCCAGGGGCCACUCAAUGCCACUUUUCCCAAGCAAGGCCAGUUCGUCUCUUGGCCGCAAACAGCCGCUAUCCUCAAGGACGCACCCCACCCCGAAGGCGCCAAGCUUUUUCACAACUUUUUGCUUAGCAAGGACUUCCAGAAGCAAAGCGGUUUCUGGAGUGUCAGAUCUGAUGUCCCUGCGCCAGUCGGAUAUCCCAAGUUCAUCGAGAUGCCUGGAACCAACCCUUCGGCCUUCUCAAAGUUCAUGGAGGAUCGAGCGAGGGUUGAGCGACUUAGGUUCUGGUUCGAAAAGAGGCUGGGAACACCUCAGGGACUCAGUCCCCUGGACGAUGAUCUGUGA
Fusarium vanettenii 77-13-4 is the source of this 1089-nucleotide messenger RNA. RefSeq lists its product as uncharacterized. NCBI's taxonomy places the organism in Eukaryota, Fungi, Ascomycota, Sordariomycetes, Hypocreales, Nectriaceae. The coding region runs from base 1 to 1089 and encodes 362 amino acids. The transcript has 2 exons. The record is from RefSeq and is a predicted model, not a curated record.